AUGGACUCCCUGCUCCAUUGCGGUAAUCAAGCCCUCCAUCCCGCACCGCAUCACGCUUUGCGAAGCCGCAAUUCAAGACAAGCAGCAUCACGAGCAUCCGCCGGAAACGGCGUUUCCCGCCUCGCCAGUAGCUUCGGAACUUGCGCAUUUGUCGGCAAGGUUCACGAGAUUAGGCAAGUUACGAGGAGGUCAAACGCUCGGCUAGGUUUUGACACGUGUCGAGCUGCCUCCUCGGAUGGCUCAGCUGCUUCAGCCGAAGACGAGUCACCACAGGUGCCUCGUCCAUCGCGGCGAGUCUCCGUUCCCGAUUCCGUUGAUGAGAGCGUUCAGCAGGCUCGAGCAGCAGUGAGGAGGGCGAGGGAAGCAGGCCAUCAACGCUUGAUGCUGGACCUGCUCUUGCCGCUCAUUGGCCCUUCGCUCCUGGACGACUGGCCUGGAGGCAUUCAGCAGCAGCUGCAGGCGGCCAUUCCUCUGGUGGAGUCGCUGCUGACAGGGCUGGUAGACGGUGGGGAGUUGUACACGAGGCGGGUGAUAGACGAGGACGAAGCAGUGGUGGCGUGGGAGAGCAAAACGGUUGCACUCGUGCUCUUCCCCACAGCCGAGCGCCUGCCAGCUGUGAUGGAGCUGGCCAAUAGUGAGCCUGGACGCGCGCUGCUGCUCAUGAAUCCUCAGUGGCAGCCAGGCCAGGUGGUAUCAGAUUUUGGUUUUGGAAGCAAGCGUAAACAGGCAGAAGAGUUUCUAGGCACCUUCCUUACUGCCUACAGUCUGAAACGCAACCGCAUUCGCUCGUAUGAUGUCACAAUUGUCAAGUGCUUUCCAGGCGAUUGGCAGGUUUACAUGUCUGAUGACAGUGGCAGUGGUUCUGAUAGCUCUUUCCCGACAUAUGAGAUGAUUGGGGCAGUGGAGAAUCCACCAAGUUAUCGUGACCUUGAAGCGAUGGUGCAAAAGAAGAGCAGCCUAGGGAGCGACUCAGGUGGAUGGUUUGGGCGCAUUGCCAAGGAGAUAGAGUUUUUGAAGCGUUCCAAGUGA
This is a messenger RNA of Closterium sp. Yama58-4, 1029 nucleotides long. Lineage: Eukaryota; Viridiplantae; Streptophyta; Zygnematophyceae; Desmidiales; Closteriaceae. The record is from the annotation of a GenBank genome assembly.